Molecule: messenger RNA, 2874 nt
Organism: Perca fluviatilis (European perch)
Lineage: Eukaryota; Metazoa; Chordata; Actinopteri; Perciformes; Percidae
Gene: foxf1
Product: forkhead box F1
Exons: 2
Coding region: 338-1480 (380 amino acids)
Biological process (GO): animal organ morphogenesis; regulation of transcription by RNA polymerase II
Cellular component (GO): nucleus
Molecular function (GO): RNA polymerase II cis-regulatory region sequence-specific DNA binding; DNA-binding transcription factor activity, RNA polymerase II-specific
Source: RefSeq, a predicted model, not a curated record
AUGCGCUGAUGGCAACAGAUAAGUAAAAAGUGAGCUCCUCGGACGCAAGACAACACACCAACUGAAGUGGAAAGCGGCUCCUGUUCUGCUCCUUAUCCCAUUUCGGACGCAGCGUACAACGCGGUACGGCUUCAGACUGCUGCAGGACUGAAUCAAAAGGAAGAAGUCAGAGUUAAGAAGACAGUCUCGCCUUUGCCUCGUGCGUUAAGUUUGCCUACACGGUUACUUUUUUUUGCUCUUUAUGUCAGCGAAUUAGAAUUCAACUUUGUAGUGUUUAUAGCUGGAAAGGUGGAAAGCAACCUAUUUCGUUUGCCAUCUCGAAGACUAAAUUUAACUAAUGACGGCAGAGGUCCAGCAGCCCCCAGCGCAGACUCCUGCCCAGAGCAGCCCGAUGUCUGCCCCGGAGAAGCCGCACGGACAGACCGCCGUGAUGGAAACCGCCUCCUCCACUACGAAAACCAAAAAGACAAACGCAGGGAUCCGAAGACCAGAGAAGCCCCCCUAUUCAUACAUUGCUUUAAUAGUCAUGGCUAUCCAGAGCUCUCCAACCAAGCGCCUGACGCUCAGUGAAAUAUACCAAUUCCUGCAGAGCCGCUUCCCGUUUUUCAGGGGCUCAUACCAGGGAUGGAAGAACUCCGUGCGUCACAACUUGUCUCUGAACGAGUGCUUCAUUAAGCUGCCCAAGGGCCUCGGCCGGCCAGGGAAGGGCCACUACUGGACUAUCGACCCGGCUAGUGAGUUUAUGUUUGAGGAAGGCUCCUUUAGAAGGAGACCCAGGGGUUUUAGGCGCAAGUGCCAGGCGCUGAAGCCCAUGUACAGCAUGAUGAACGGCCUGGGAUUCAACCAUAUCCCCGAGUCCUACAACUUCCAGGGGAGCGGCGGGGGCCUAUCCUGUCCGCCCAACAGCUUGUCUCUGGACAGUGGGAUUGGGAUGAUGAAUGGACACUUGUCAGGUAACAUGGAAGGGAUGGGUCUGUCCGGGCACACCAUGUCACACUUGUCGACCAACGGUGGACAUUCCUACAUGGGAAGUUGUACAGGAUCCACUGGCAGUGAUUACCCCCACCACGACAAUUCCGCCUCCCCUCUGCUCACCAGCGGAGGAGUCAUGGAGCCUCACCCCGUCUACUCGAGCUCAGCCUCGGCGUGGGCUCCGGCCCCCUCGGCGUCGCUGAAUAACGGGGCAUCCUACAUAAAGCAGCAGCCUCUGUCUCCUUGUAAUCCAGGGGCAAACUCGCUGCAGCCAAGCUUGCCCACACAUUCACUAGACCAGUCUUACUUGCACCAGAACGGGCACAGUACUACAGAUUUACAAGGUAUUCCUCGGUACCAUUCCCAGUCUCCAAGCAUGUGUGACCGGAAGGAGUUCGUCUUCUCGUUCAACGCCAUGACGUCCUCAGCGAUGCACUCACCGAGCAGCAGCUCGUACUACCACCACCAACAGGUCUCCUACCAGGACAUCAAGCCCUGCGUUAUGUGAUGCCCCCCACGGACAACCUGCAGACCAGAGGACGGUGUCACGGACUUGAGCCAUGCAGCAGGGUGAACUGAAAUGAGAACAAACGAGUAAAUAACCACUGAGAGACAUAAAGGCAUGCCAUGGAGAGCGCUCACUGCUUCAAGUAGACCGGACUACUUUUCUGUACGGUUUCACACUGCGACAAAGACAGGCCAAUCACAAAGCAACAACAUAAUAAUAAUAAUAAAACAAACUUUUUCAUGCCAUCAACAUCGACCAGCGGGGUAAAGACUGGGUAUAUGAAACCCUGCUGCUGUCUGGUACUUAGUCCUGCAGAGCGGAUGACUACCACUUCACACUUUAAUGUUUAUUCGUCUUGUUUAAGUAGGCCAAUGUAAAAAUGCACACGUCCAUUUUCCCCGUCUGAAGUUUAUACAUACUUUUAUUUCCUCUGACAAAUUAGACUGAGGCUCCUUUUUCUUUUUUGGACUUUAAUACCAGCGUUGAAUUUUUAAAUGAACAAUUAUGGACAUCACAUAAACAUGUCCAUAUAUAUGUAAAAACGAUGAAGGCACUUUUUGAAUAGCCUAGCGCAUCUUUUUAUUUAUUCUGUAGGCCUACAUAUUUUAAUUUCAGGCGAAUUGGCCAAGGAGGUAUAUUCUGUAUUGGCAAUAUUUGUCAGAACGCUUGUUGUUUUAAAAUGAAAUUGAGGAUAUAUUGUAAGCACUGUUAUGUCGUCUGUGUUAGAUAUAUGUAGACCAUUACUUUCAGCACUGUAUACUUAUAUGUUAGGAAAAUUAGCAAGGUUCCAUCAAUGAGGGCUAAUUUUUAGGUUUUAUUACAACAAAUCAUUUGUAAGAAAUAAAAUAUAUCUGUUGGGCUGUUUAAGCCUAAAUCCACAAAAAAAAAAAUCGAUUUCAUCACCCACCCAUAAUUCAUGCCAAUUUUUGGGGGACACUACAAAUAUCCCACCAAAACUGUAAAUCUCAUGUUGGUGAUCACUAUUACACAAUCAACCCAAAAUGUGUAGUAUUUAAAGAAUAGGUUUCUAACACAUGGUUUGCAAUUAAUAAUUCAAACUAAAAAGGUGGGUAAACUGAGUUCACAUGGCUUUAAUCUACUAAAUAUUUGGGGAUAAUGAAGAAAAAAAAAAUUAAAAGCAUAAUAUGCAUAUAAAAAGGUCCAUACUAGUACUAUAGUACUGCAACAGAAAAAUGUUCCAGGAAUAUCACAGUGGUGUCUUGAAUGCAGUUCAUGAUUGAGGCCAAAGUCGAACAGUUUAACUAACAGUCUGUUUUCAUCUGGCAGGAGCAGGUCAUGCCUGUUAUUGUAAGAUGACAUUAAAUGAACAAAUCUGAUUUUCCACAAAACAAUGAUUAAUUGAUUAUAGAUUUUAAAUAAAUGGUUUUAAAGAA